Messenger RNA from Oryzias latipes (Japanese medaka), 1936 nucleotides. RefSeq names its product dual specificity protein phosphatase 19-like. Lineage: Eukaryota; Metazoa; Chordata; Actinopteri; Beloniformes; Adrianichthyidae. Gene Ontology annotation, biological process: protein dephosphorylation; regulation of MAP kinase activity. The record is from RefSeq and is a predicted model, not a curated record. Gene Ontology annotation, cellular component: cytoplasm. Gene Ontology annotation, molecular function: JUN kinase phosphatase activity.
UGGACAGGUUUGUUUUGGACCUGGUGAAUUAGGGGGAGUUGGUGGCAGACACCUGACAUCUGCAGGAACAGCAAAGGAUGACUGGAGAGGAGUGUUUCUCCUCCAUAGAUUGAGCGGGGUCACCUUUGUUUCUGGUUUCUGGUGUGAAACUUGAUAAUCUGCCCUCAGUGGAGCAGGUACCUGUGCCGUGAAGAGGCAGACAUCCGAAGAGACAGGCUGAGUGCGGUUUGACCAUGCAGUCUCUUGCCGCUGAGAUCCAGAGUUUUUCCAGGACGAGGCUGCGGAAGCAGUGCACCCGUGUGACAUCCCUGAGCGGCCGCCGCAUCAUCGAGACCUGGAAGGGCUCAACGAUUACAGUGGUGGAAGACCAGGCCCCCUCAGAGAAGACGUUGGGAUACGUCCCUGAUACAUCCUGGGACCUGCAGGUCGGCAUCGUCAAGCCCUUCCUGCUGCUGGGUUCUCAGGAUGCUGCACAUGAUUUUGGCACUCUGAGAAAACAUAAGGUGUCUCACAUCCUGAAUGUAGCCUUCGGAGUGGAGAACGUGUUCCCUGACCUCUUCAUCUACAAAACUGUCAGCAUUUUGGAUCAUCCUGAUACAGAUCUGCUGCCAUACAUCAAGGACUGCUGUGACUUUAUCCAACAGGCUCACAAAGAGAAAGGGGUUGUGUUGAUCCACUGCAAUGCUGGUGUUUCCCGAGCUCCCGCUGUGGUCAUCGGCUACCUGAUGUCAUGUGAAGGCCAGUCCUUUGACGAAGCCCUCUCAUUGGUCAAAUCUGUUCGACCGGCAUCCGCCCCAAACCCCGGCUUUCUUGAUCAACUCCGAAACUACAAAUCACCAUCACUAAAUGGAUCUAAACACUGAAGAACAGAAAUAAUUCCAUCUGGGUAGUUUGUAAAGAUGUUUCUGACUGUUAUGGAAACAUUUUGAUUACAUUUUAUCUCAAAACUAGAGUUCAGUUUUCUUCUUUUCAUUUUUGUGAUUACUGUUUUCUCUUUUCUAGAUUCUGUUGUUGCAGAUUUUAGGACACAUUUAUCUCCUUUUGUCUUUCAUUAGAAGUUUUUCGUGCAGAAUUUAUUUCUUUUCUGUUUUUUGGCUUUUCUUUUUAAGGAAAACACUGCUUUUUCCCUCACAUAUUACUGUUUUAGGAGCUACCAGCGUUAUUUGAAUAUUUAAGGAUUAAACAAGUUCACAAGAAGAAACGUUUGGGGUUACGUUUAUUUUUUAAAGUGUUUUAUUGUUGAAAAUCUAAUGUAAGUAGGAAUAUUUGAAAGUAGUUGGACAAGACAUUCUUAAAUCACACACAGGCACAUACAAAUGAAAAGUCAUUUAAUUCAGUUUAAAAGAAAAGAAAAUGCUUUAUGAAAUAAAAGCUUUCCAUGCUGUCUGGAGGGGAGCAUUUGUUGCCCAGAAUCUUUUACAUACAUUUUAGUAGUCAUCAUUUAUAAAGUCUGCAGCAUUGGCUGUAUACGAUGUCACCCAUAGAAAAUGGCUUUCUUCUGAUUCCAAUGAAGUGUAUUCAAUUCAGUCUAUUUAUAUAUUUUUGCAAUAUGGGCAUAGCCAUACAAAAGGUAUUAGAGUCAGAAUAAUUAUUCAGACCAAUAGAAUGACUGAAUAAUAGCUGUUUAUUUCUCUAUAGAGGUCCACAGGAUUUUGGCUUCUUGAAACCACCAAUUGCUUUCUGUUUUGAAUAAACGUGAGGGGGAGGGGUCACUCAGUCCAGUUCUCAUAUGCAAUCAAUGGUCACAGUUAUAUCAGUGAAAUCCAUUCAGAUCAUUUAACCUGUUAGACCUGCUUUGGACAAAGAGCACACUAUUGUCCAAAGCAAUAAAAAAAAAAAAAAAAAAAAAAAAAAACAAUUGUCAACUUAUUUUGCUUUAGCUGAUCACAUUACUGGGGAAAUCUGACAAACCCCAUCUUUAGCUUUAAUUGUGUUU